Messenger RNA from Metarhizium acridum CQMa 102, 2142 nucleotides. The record is from RefSeq and is a predicted model, not a curated record. Lineage: Eukaryota; Fungi; Ascomycota; Sordariomycetes; Hypocreales; Clavicipitaceae.
AUGAAGUCGGCGAAACCGGUGGCGGCAGACACGCCAUCGCAUCGAAGAUCACAGCCCGCUCGGCAGGCACGAACCAAUCCUCAGCGAAAUUCCGCCAACGCUGGUCGAUCCGGAGACGGUCGAGGCCCUGUCAAUGGCCGUCCUUUGGGCAACCAGCCUAUUGAGAUAUUCCCUGCGAUUACCCAUUUUGCCGACACAAUCUCUGCGCUUCCCAAAGAGCUUGUACGACACUUCACUCUGCUCAAGGAAGUCGACGCCAAGAUUUUUGCUCCCGAAGAACAGCUCUUCCAGCUGGUCGCCGCCAUCUCCAACUCAUCCUUGCCUGAAGCCAGAGCCAACAAUGACGCUUCAGGCACGGCGCAGCCAGCAUCGGCCCCCAUGAGCACGCAGAAUAGCUCCAGCGGGAUGGCUUUGAAUCCCGCUCGAGCGUCCUCAGCUCCGUCGCUCGACGAGACCAGUGCCGCGCCCACCAGCGUCUUCGACCCCUCCAACAUUCCACGCCGACAGCUCUUUCGACAGACUGCAUUCAAGAUUCAAGAGAUGCUAGUUUCGUUGGAAGAAAAGAACCAUGUGCUCUCCACCGCGAAUGAGGCCUUGCAACGACAACUUGCGCGAGCCGAAGAUGUGUGGCCCUAUUUGGAAAACGAAUUCAGUGACGAAGCGAAAUGGGGCAGCACUACACACUGGGCAUAUCCCGAGAAUCGAACUGGCAGCAAAGUGUCCCACACCGAGAGGGCUCGUCGGGAUGGUGCUGCUGCAAUCUCGGCCGCCGCCCAGGCACUUGCUGAAGAGGCGGCCGCUAGGAGCGACGCCCGAAAGCAGGCUGUGCAAGCCAAGAAGGGUCUGAAGAGCCAGCAACAAGACUCUGACGCGGACGACCUAGAGGCCCGCCAAAAGGAGCCGGCCAAGAAGACCACGGCCAAAUCUCGAAAAACUGUCACUGCUGAUACAAACAGCACGGGAUUGGGUAUUCCAGCCCCGUCUACCAAUGGCAACCCCCCCCAAAAGAGAAGAAAGGUGGAAAAGACGGUCAAUGGAGCCAACACCGGUACUGGAGGCGCCAUGAGUACUGUGUUUGGUACAAAUGCUCCAAAACCCAAGACAGGCAGUCCCAGAGGGACUCCCGCGCCAGACGGGCCCAAGAAACGAAAAGCCUUGCCGACAGGAAGUGGACAAGCGAAGAAGAAGUAUGUAUCCAACGGUCGUCUACCACCUUUUCCCCCCCGGGCGCACGUUUUAUAUCGGCCGGCCUUGGCGUCUGUUUUCACUAACAUGCAUGCUAGGAACGGCAUGUCACCCUCGGUCACGUCCUCUCCCGUCAUGGGAACUUUCCCCGACCCAAAAGCACCUACUCGAACAUCGCCGCCUCCCACCACCAGCGCGCCUCGUCCAGCGUCAUCCCGUGCCCGACAGAACUCAAUACAGUCCAAUGCGGAAAGCGGAAAAGCUCGGCCUGCCCCCUCGGCUCCCAACAAACCCAGUGGCAACGGCCAAGGUACUCCCGAAAUGGCUUCAGUCGCGACAUUCCCUCGAGCUGUGCAAGAAGCAAAGCCGGCCAAGGAGGAAAGUGCACCCAUCAAGACGGAACCCGCCAAGAAGGAAAACGAGCGACCCGAGACCUCCCACAACCCCACACCUGCCACUGCGAAGAAGGAUGCAAAAGCAGACGAAGCUGAUGGGAAAAGCGAAUCCGCCACUCCGCAGACGACUCCCGCCACAGCGGCCACAAAGACGGGCAGGGCAAGCAAACCGUCAACGCCAGGGCUGGCCACCUUCCAAGAAGCAGCUCGUUCACGCCCCUCACGAAGCACAGAAACGGGCUCCAAAAAGAGCCACAAGAAGAGCGGAUCCGUGGCACAGGUAGCCCUCAUACAACAGACGGCUGCGGCUGCGGAUACGGAUGCCAGCAGCAGCAUGCAAGGAGAUGACGAAGACGGCGACAUUGACGCCGACGAACCGACGUAUUGUUACUGCAAUAGCGUAAGCUAUGGCGAGAUGGUGGCCUGCGAUGCAGACGACUGCAAGCGCGAGUGGUUCCACCUGGCUUGUGUAGGGCUCAAGGUUGCGCCGGGCUCAAGGAGUAAGUGCUGUCUUUUACCUGUGCUGUCGCAAACUUUGUUUCUGCAGUCUUUUGUUUUCUAA